GGAAAAGUAAGAUGGUUUCAGUCUAUUGGCGCCACUUAAACAAGAUGAUGGCAUUGCUGAUUGGAGAUUAUUUAAAUAUGAUAUAACAGCUAAAGUAGCAAAUUGUCACCAUAGACAAUGAACGUUAUCAAUGCACUAAUAUUGGUCAUACUGUAAAAUGUUAGAAAUCACGCUUCUAUGGUUAAGUUAAAAACGCAGUACAGUAAUAUAAUCAUGUUUUGAUCUUGAAUAUUGAUAUAUAUAAAAAUGCCACAACAAUAUUUGAGGAAAAUUGCAUUAUUGGAAAGGUUAGAAAUUCCAUUAUAUAUGAAGCACUGUAUUGUUGAGUGACAUUUUCAAAUAUACUCGGAAUGGACAUUCAAUACAAAUUCAAUAGAGAAAUAGAUUGUAAACAAGGAGCUGUACGAUCGGUUCGAUUUAGUGUUGAUGGCACUUAUUGCUUAACUUGUGGAUCAGACAGAAAAUUGAAAUUAUGGAAUCCACAUAGAGGGGUAGCUUUGAAGACAUAUGGAGGACACGGAGACGAUGUAAUGGAAGCUUGCUCAUCAUGUGAUAGUAGUCAAAUUAUUUCUUGUGGAUUAGAUAAAUCAGUUAUCCUUUGGGAUGUGGCAACUGGAACUCUAAUUCGUCGUUUAAGAGGUCAUGUAGGUCCAGUUAACACAGUAAGAUUCAAUGAAGAGUCUACUAUGGCUAUUUCUGGAUCUAGAGACAAUUCAGUCAUGUGUUGGGAUGUGCGUUCUAAAGCUUUAGAUCCUGUACAAUGUCUAGGUGAAGCUAAAGAUUCUAUUUCUAGUGUGAGAGUAUCUGAUCAUGAAAUUCUAACAGCUUCGUUCGAUGGUAAGAUACGCAGAUACGAUAUUCGUGUCGGUGAACUGUAUGCAGAUUAUAUGGGAGAUGCAGUAACAUGUGCAAGCUUUACAAGGGAUGGUCAAUGUAUAGUGGUCAGCUGUGCGGAUGCUGUAGUCAGAUUAAUGGAUAAAGACUCGGGAGAACUGCUUGGAGAGUUCACAGGACACGUCGCGGAUAAUUUAUGCCUGGAAUCAAGCGUUGAUGUUCAAGACGCUCGGAUUCUUUCUGGUUCAGCCGAUGGAAAAUUAUGGAUAUGGGAUCUAGUUUCACAGAAAGUCAUUGCGAAACUUUCAGGCUCUAAACCUACAAAACAUCCAAUAGUCUCCUUGAGUGUUCAUCCGAAAGUUAACUGCUUCCUGGCUAGUAAUGGACCAAAUAUUUUAAUGUGGAACUCUGUGUCCACAGAACAAGAAUAGUACUUUAUGAAGAAACUUUGAAUGUGUACAUAUAUACUUAAUCAUAAAUUCAAUCUUAAUAAAGUUGAUUGUAUAUUUUUUAACUUUUAA
Molecule: messenger RNA, 1355 nt
Organism: Megalopta genalis
Lineage: Eukaryota; Metazoa; Arthropoda; Insecta; Hymenoptera; Halictidae
Source: RefSeq, a predicted model, not a curated record